AUGGAGGCUAUGGACGGCAAGAAUUUGGACGGACAGACGCUGACUGUGAGCAAAGCUGGGCCAAAACCAACCUAUCGACCUACGACGGAUCCCAACGAGAACUUCAAAAAGGUCCUGAUGACUACGCAAACUGAGCGUGAGAACGUGCGAUAUCGCAAAGAUGUGGAGAAGGCGGCCGAGAAGCUGCGCCCCAAGAGCAGGAGUCGCAGUGUCAGAAGACGCUCUCGACACAGCCAAUCUCGCAGUCCGCCGAGAAGAAAAAAGAAAAGCCGAGAGAGAAGUUUGCGUCCAUCACGGCGAAAAGGGCCAAGUGCAAGUCGCAGUCGCAGUGGCUCACCACGUCGCGGACGGGGUCCUGCCCAAAAGAGAGGGCGGAGCAGCCGAAGCAGAAGCUAG
Molecule: messenger RNA, 396 nt
Organism: Symbiodinium necroappetens
Lineage: Eukaryota; Dinophyceae; Suessiales; Symbiodiniaceae
Source: the annotation of a GenBank genome assembly